AUGAGCAAAAUUUCAAAGGAAGCUUUUGAAUAUCUAAAUAUGCUUCGUAAAGAUCCAAAGUUGGGGAUCCCUAAAUUAUAAGAACUUUUGAAGUAUUUUAAAGGGAAAAGUUUUUAUAAACCAGGAGAAAUAGUAUUAUUAACAAAUGAAGGUGAUUUAGCUGUUAAAGGUAUAGAUAAAAUUGAAUAUGAUUUAAGAAUGUAUAGAAUUUCUAAAUAAUCAGAAAGGUGUUGGUGAAUUAAAGUGGAGUAAAGGAUUAGAAUCUGCAGCAAGAGAUCAUGUUAAAGAUAUAGGAUCUAAAGGUUUAAUAGGUCAUAAUGGUUCAGAUGGAUCAUCUAUGAGUGAUAGAAUUGAGAGAUAUGGUGAAUGGGAUAAAUCAAUAUGUGAAAAUAUUAGUUUUGGUUAAAAAACAGGAGAAGAUGGUAUAUAAUAUUAAUAUUAAAAUAUUAUAGUAAUAAUACAAUUAAUUAUUGAUGAUGGUGUUUCAUCAAGAGGACAUAGAAAAAAUUGUUUUAAAUCUGAAAUUGGUUUUGUAGGAAUUUAUGAUGGUUAACAUAAACAAUAUAAAAAUGUUUGCGUAAUGGAUUUUGCAGGUGAAUAUUAGGAGAAUAAUCAAAUAGAAAAUGAAGAUAAAGAUAAUAUUCAAAAAUAAUAAUAAAAGGAUUCUGAUUCUAAUAUUUAAUCUAAAUAAUAGAAGAGUACUCUUAAAGAUUAAUUAAAAUAUUCAUCUACAAAUAUUUCUAUUGAAGCAUUUGAAUAUUUGAAUUAAGUUAGAUAAGAUCCUAAAAGAGCCAUUUCUUAAAUUAAAGAAUUAAUUACAUAUUUUAAAGGAUUUGUUCUUUAUAAACCUGGUGAAAUACCAUUAUAAACAAAUGAAGGUCCUUAAGCUUUAUAAGGUAUUAUUUUUUAAACAUUUUAGAAUUAAUUUAGUAUUUAGAAUAGUAACAACCAUAACCACUUUUAACAUUUGAAAGAGGUUUGGAAUAAGCUUGCAUUGAUCAUAUUAAUGAUAUAGGACCAAAAGGUAUAUGUGGUCAUGAAGGAUCUAAAGGAUAGACACUUAUUAAUAGAAUUCAAAAAUAUGGAUAAUUUAAUGGACUUGUAGGAGAAAAUAUUAGUUUUGGAUAAAAAACAGGACAAGAUGUUAUUUUAUAAUUAUUAAUUGAUGAUGGAGUAUCUUCAAGAGGACAUCGUUAAAAUUGUUUUAAUUCACAAUUUACUAUGGUUGGAAUUGCAUCUGGUAAUCAUUCAUAAUAUGAAACUCUCUGUGUACUUGAUUUUGCAAAAGAUUUUAAACCUUAUGGUGCUGAAAAAGAGUAAAAACAUCUUGAAAAACUUGGACCUGCUGAAGAAAAUGAAAGUUAUUUAUUAUUCUAUACAUUUAGUAACUUAUUAUCCACCUCAAUCUAUUUCUACACACACUGAAAAAAAAAUCAGUAUUUUAAAUGGAUAUACUAUUAUACAGAUUACCAAAACCUAUAGUUUUAAAGAUGGUUCUACUAAUACUGCAAUAUAAACAGUAACAGAUGAUUGA
This is a messenger RNA of Paramecium sonneborni, 1534 nucleotides long. The record is from the annotation of a GenBank genome assembly. NCBI's taxonomy places the organism in Eukaryota, Ciliophora, Oligohymenophorea, Peniculida, Parameciidae.